Molecule: messenger RNA, 693 nt
Organism: Penaeus indicus
Lineage: Eukaryota; Metazoa; Arthropoda; Malacostraca; Decapoda; Penaeidae
Exons: 1
Coding region: 1-693 (230 amino acids)
Source: RefSeq, a predicted model, not a curated record
AUGCUCGGCCACGCCCUCCUGCAGCGCCUGGCGACACACGCCCGCCACGGCAGCGCGGGCGCGGCGGGGGCGGGGAAGCUGCACCUGCUGCUGGGCGGGGGCGGCCACGGUGGCCCCUCGGCGACGGACGUGGCAAACCGCGCGGCGGGGGCGGCCACGGCGGCGGCGGCGGCGCAGGCGGAGGCGGCCUACAAGGCAGGCCUGGAGGCGUCGCGCAAGGUGGCUGCAAAGGCGUCGUCGGCCGCGCAGAAGGCGCAGGCGGCGGCCGCUGCCAAAUACACCGAGGCCGCACAGCUCACGCAGGCAGCGCAGCUAGCGCAGGCGCUGGUAUUCCGCGAGGCGGCGCAUGCGGCGCAGACAGGGCGCACUGUGCAGGCCGCUGACGCCAUCAAGCUGUUGGCACAGUCCCAGCUGGCUACACUGCAGCAGGCCCUGGCGGCGGCCGAGGCGCAGGCGGCCGUGUCCCAGCAAGUGCUUCAGGCCGCCACGGAAGCCUACAGCCAGCAGUCCUCUGUGCUCAAGCAGACUCAAGAGCAGGCGCAGUACAUCCUCCAGCGGCAAAACCUGGCCGUGGCAGACCUGGCAAAGACGCAGACGGCGGCGCAGCGAGCGCAGGCGGCAGCCACACAAGCAUUGUACCAGGCGCACCCCGUGCAGGCCUCCGCCAACACGCUGUCUUACGGCAAACACUGA